UUAUAUUUUCCCUAAAUAAUGGAAGCUAUCUUCAACGCUAUCGAGCACAAAAAUCUAGAACAAGCUAGAGCUAAGACCAUUACUGACCUGGUGAAACUUUAUGGAGAUCUGAGGGUGCACGAGGAAGGAAUAAAAAGGCAGAAGAGCAAGCACACUAUUGAUUUUACCGAUAUUGUCAAAGUGAGGAAGCAAGGAGGCCCGGAGGGAGGAAGAGAGGAAGUGGAGAGUGGGCUAGAAGAGGGUAAAGAGGGUGGAAGUGGAGGGAAGAAGGGACCAGAGAAGGGAGAUACUAGAAGUUUGGGGCUGUUUGGGGGGAUUGGUAAGUCUGAUACUGGUAAAUCCUCCCUAUUUGGUCAGUUACAGAAGGGAAAUAAGGUUGUGAAGUCUAUGAGUCUUGAUGAAGUGAAUAAAAAAUUUAUGAUAUCUGUUCUAGAUAAUACACAAAAGAUAGGAUGCAGUAUUACUCCAUCACUUGAAGAGCUAGCUAAGAAAAAUGUAGAAUGGCUAAAAAGAGUUCCGAAAUUCACAGUUUAUAAUAAACAUCAAUCUGUUGAAUAUAUAGAUCCUCUAAAUCUGAUGGAAUUAAUGAGCAAUGAUUUCUUCAGAUUGGUAGAGCCUGAUCUUAAAUCUCACUGUUUAGGUGUUUAUCCUGAAUGAUUCUUCACCAAACACAAAGCAAAAGUGACCAUUCCCAACCUCUCUAAAGGAGAAAUCUCAGGACUUGAAGAACGUGUCAGACAUAGCCAGGCUUGGAUUGAGUUCAUAAAUCCAAGAUUUAACAUUGAAAGAAUCAACUAUGAUGAAGCUUCAGAUACUCUCACUUAUCAGGUCACAAAUUUUAAGAAAAAGGGAAGUUUCUAA
Molecule: messenger RNA, 861 nt
Organism: Moneuplotes crassus
Lineage: Eukaryota; Ciliophora; Spirotrichea; Euplotida; Euplotidae
Source: the annotation of a GenBank genome assembly